Molecule: messenger RNA, 2079 nt
Organism: Capronia epimyces CBS 606.96
Lineage: Eukaryota; Fungi; Ascomycota; Eurotiomycetes; Chaetothyriales; Herpotrichiellaceae
Exons: 4
Coding region: 1-2079 (692 amino acids)
Biological process (GO): regulation of DNA-templated transcription; DNA-templated transcription
Molecular function (GO): DNA-binding transcription factor activity, RNA polymerase II-specific; zinc ion binding; DNA binding
Source: RefSeq, a predicted model, not a curated record
AUGGACAAAUCCAGGCCCGGCGCUCCAGCAAGCGCAUCUCGAGGGCCGUCUACUCGGCCUGUGAAAAGGGCCUGUGUGGAUUGCCAUGCCCGCAAAGUCAAGUGCGACGGCGCCAUCAACGGGUUCCCUUGCAGCAAUUGCAAGUCGGCCAGUGUUCAAUGCACCGUGGCAGAGCGCCGGAAGCGCAAGCGCGGCAACAGCAACGGCCACGAUGCACGGCAAGCCGCUCACCUUGCAGAGAGUCCUCAAGCCCGCUUUCCAGAGGCCCGGAGCCAUGAGACUGCGGAAGGGGAAGGAGAUGGGGAAGGCGAAGGGGAAGGCAGUCCCAAGCCGACCGCCCCCGGGUACGAAGGUGACUUCGAGCUGGCCAAAGAACAUCUCGUCGACUUCUUCACCCAAGAUCUCCAGUGCAACCCGAUCCGAGCCCGGUCGACCUACGUGGGGAGCGAACUGGCCAAUCUGAACUACCUCACGCGCCAAAGAUCGGCCAACCACCACGUGUAUCACUACCCUUGCUCCGACAUCUACGUUCCGCGCGGCUUUAGGAACUCGCAGGGCCCGGCGACGCCGAAUCUCAUCCCCAAGGACGCAUUUGUGCUGCCCCCGGCCCACGUGUCGGAUGCGCUGAUAGCAGACUACUUUGCUUCCGUCCACCCGGGCUUCCCCAUCAUUGACAAAGACAAGUUUCUGGCCCAGUACCACCAGUCCAAGUCGUCCCCUCCCAUUCUUCUCCUCCAGGCCGUCUGCUUGGCGGGGAGCCACGUCACCACGUCGUUCAAGAACGUCCAGGACUUGAAGGCGGCGUUCUUUCGUCGGGCCAAGGCGUUGCUCGACGGCCGAUACGAGGCGGAUCGAAUGCAUGUGGUACAAGCGGCAUUGCUGUUGACCUGGUUUUCUGAUGGCGGGGACGAUAUCUGUGCAAAUGCUUGGUGGUGGAUUGGCGUCGCUGCGAGGACCGCCAUCGGACUCGGGAUGCAUCGCGAGGUCGGCCAUAGCAUGAUGCCGGACACGGACAAGCGCAUUUGGAGGAUGAUCUGGUGGUGUCUGGUUCAAUUUGAUUGUUUGGUGUCUCUAUUUUACGGUCGGCCACAGUCUAUCAACUUGGACGACUGUGAUGUGCCCCCUCUUCAACCGGACGACUUCGACUCGUCGAUCGAUCCUACGCCAGCCGCAUUUGUCAUUCAACAUGCGAAGCUCUGCGCUACCAUCUCGGAGCUGGUGCGAUCUCACUUCUCUGCAAAAGCCAGCCGAUUGGGCAUCAGCAGGAGUGAUGCGCUGGAGGUGGUGGACCGCGCAUUGGCCGAAUGGUCGAUGCAUCUACCUCCCGUGCUUCGUGAAAGCUCUACCGGGUUAAUGAUGGAUACCAGCCCUUGGGUGCCGCUGCUGCAUCUCACAUACAACACCGUGCUUAUCCAGUUCCAUCGGACUACAUCCCACCACGCAAACAGUCAUGCGAGGAUUGCCUCGAGCGAUAGAGAAAUCUGUGCCGACGCUGCCUCCAACAUCAUCAAGAACUUCCAAUGCUUACGGGAACAUGGCGCCCUCCAAUCUUGCUGGUUUUGGGCGCCCAGUAGUCUUUUCACCGCCAUGCUCCAGAUCAGCGGGGAGUUGAAGUGCCACAACUCCAUCCUCGCCCUGCGGUACCGGGAGAAGUAUGAUUCGGGGCUGUUGUCUCUGCGCAAGCUUAGUCGACACUGGCUGUUUGCAGUCUCGGUCCUGCGCCUCUUUCAGUCCAAUGCCAAUAAACCGGCCGAAAACACCGCCGGUCUUAAUCUAACGUCCCCGUCCUCGGUGAUUGCAAACCAACUGGAGGAGGAUUCGUCUUUGACAUCUGUAUCUCGCGCCGAAGUCAUGUCUACCAGCACGGCCACCGCCGUGCAUUCAACCCUGGGCCAAGUACCGCCUCAAGAGAUGGAGUGGGUGCAACCGCCGACAUUGGGAGACACCAGUGUCGGCAGCAUGCAUUUGGAACUCAAUCGAUGGCAGAACAACCUGAACGAAUGGCAGUCAUUAUAUUGGAGCGACCCGCUGGCCAACAUCAGCCUCGAGGACAUUUUAGGGACAUUUCCCUUGGAAUAA